AGAAGCCUCAACCCAUCAACAGAUUCUGGCCAUUCAUUUUCAAUAGGUGAAAAAGCACAAGAAAUGGUAAAAAGGAGUAACUGACUCAAAAACUAUUCAAGGGAAGCUAAGACAAGAGGUUGAGAAGAAGAGAGAGAAAAAGAAAAAAGAAAGAGAGAGAGAAUUGCUUCCAUUCCAUCCCUCCUUCGUAGGAAGCUGAAGGGAAUGACAACAGCACCAACUUCCAAUUUCUAGAAUGGUAAUUUGCCAUGCAACACUUUUUUCCUUCUAAUUUCUUUGAGAUCCCACACAUCUUCUUCUUUCUGUUAUCUUUUUGAAAAAGAGAAAUUUUAUUAAAAAAACCGAAAUAUUAGCAUAGAUCCAAACUAAACUCAAACAUUAGACCCAUGCACUCAGCCUAAGAUAAAUCAUGCUAAGAAAACCCGGCACUGGAAAUACAUCAGGAAAGUCACCAUUCUUUCAGAGGCACCCAAAUCUAGAGACCAGCAGUUAGGGGAGAGGUGGAGUUUUCCGGCUGGUUCUUAAAUUGUGUGUUUCCAUGCAAAUAACUUUUUUGACUAGCCGGAAGUUCUUCAUGAGAUAAAGAAAAAAUGUCUUCAUCCUCUGAUACUGCUGCUGCUGCGUCACCAGAUUCUGCCUCUCCACCUUCAACAUCAAACUCAUCGUCUUCGUCGCCGCCAGCACCACCUCCGAAAUCAUCCAAAUCAGAUUCUCCUUCGCCACCUCCUCCACCGUCUGACGCACCAGCGCUUUCACCAAAAAGUUCGUCUUCACACCGAUCCCCUCCACCACCAUCUCAUAAUAGAACGCACAGCAAAGCUUCGCCAUCUCCACCACCACAUAAAUCAUUAUCACCAUCACACAAAUCAUCAUCAUCUUCUUCUUCUUCGUCUUCAUCUUCUUCAGAUGACAGCAGCAUAAGUCAAAAUCAGCUAAAAAUUGUAGUUGGAGUAUCCGUAGGGAUUGGGUUAUUGAUUGCUCUUCUGAUCAUCUGUGCAGCAACUUUGUGCAGGAGGAAGAAGAGAAAGGAUGAGCCUAUGCAUUAUUACGGAAACUAUAAGGGAGGCAGUGCUAAAUAUUACCAAAGCCCAGUUCACCAAAACUGGCAGAGUGAUCCCCCUAGAUCAGAGCACAUCAUGAAGCUAUCUCAAUCACCAGGCGCUGGCUGGCAUGGACCUCCUCCUCCUCCUCCUCACCAGAUGAUGAUGACCGAGGACAUGAUGAGUAGCAAUUACUCGGGUCCGCACCAUCCUCCCUUGCCACCUCCGUCGCCAGAUAUUGCUCUUGGGUUCAACAAAAGUACCUUCACAUACGAUGAGCUUGCAGCAGCUACAGGAGGUUUUUCUCAGGCCAAUUUGUUGGGUCAGGGUGGAUUUGGUUAUGUGCACAAGGGUGUCUUGCCUAGUGGAAAGGAAAUUGCAGUUAAGAGCCUCAAGUCAGGUAGUGGACAAGGAGAGCGAGAAUUCCAGGCUGAAGUUGAGAUCAUUAGCCGCGUACAUCACCGCCAUCUUGUAUCCCUGGUCGGAUAUUGUAUUGCCGGAGGACAACGGAUGUUGGUCUAUGAAUUUGUUCCCAAUAACAACUUGGAACAUCACCUCUAUGGGAAAGGCCUUCCAGUCAUGGGCUGGUCAAGAAGGUUGCGUAUUGCGUUAGGCUCUGCCAAAGGGCUUGCUUAUCUUCAUGAAGAUUGCCAUCCUCGGAUUAUUCAUCGCGAUAUCAAAGCUUCUAAUAUUCUUCUUGAUUGUAACUUUGAAGCCAUGGUGGCUGAUUUUGGAUUGGCUAAGCUGUCUUCUGAUACACAUACUCAUGUCUCUACUCGUGUCAUGGGUACAUUUGGGUAUUUGGCUCCAGAGUACGCAUCAAGUGGGAAGUUGACGGAGAAAUCAGAUGUUUUCUCAUUUGGGGUCAUGCUUUUGGAACUCAUAACUGGAAAUAGACCUGUGGAUCCUACAAAUGCAAUGGAAGAUAGCUUAGUGGACUGGGCUCGACCACUUCUAACUCGGUUCUUGGAGGAUGGCAACUGCCGAGAGUUGGUCGAUUUGCGGUUGGAGAAUAACUUCAACCCUGAAGAGAUGCAGCGCAUGGUUGCCUGUGCUGCUGCCAGCAUUCGCCAUUCUGGUAGAAAGCGCCCCAAAAUGAGUCAGAUUGUACGUUGCCUGGAAGGAGAUGUUUCACUGGAUGACUUAAGUGAAGGAGCGAAGCCUGGUCAGAGUACUGUGUUCAGUAGUUCGCCUGGCUCAGAAUACGGUGCAGAGUCAUAUAAUGCAGAUAUGAAGAAGUUUAGACAAGUGGCAUUAUCAAGUCAAGAAUUUGAGAGCACUGAACUUGCAACUUCAAGCACCGACUCCAGAGAGAUGUCCCCUGCAGGACGGAUGAACAAUUUAUAAGCAGCAGGCAACAACCUAUGAGAGCAUAUAUCGAAGGUUUACACAAAGCUUGAAACGCCCAAGUAUUGGCCUGUUUGGAGGUCAAGAACAACAAAUAUUACAUCACCAUUGAUUUAAAUUCAUUGUUGAUUUGGAACUUGUUUUUGCUCAAAGUGUUCAACAUAAAAAGUGGGGAUUGAAAAAUAUGGAAACCAAGAUCGCAAGCUUUCUGGAUCUUUCUGCAGUAAUGGAAUCGACAUGUUUCUUCGUUCAUGGUCUGAUGAAUUGUAGCAUUCAUAAUAGCAUGGAUUCAAAGUUGAGGAGCAAAUUUAGCUUCUACUGUGAGCAUGAGUAUUGUUUGUGUUAUAAUUAUGUAAAAUGUGAGUCCAUCACUGCUACGCAAUGAAUAUUAAGUUGUUAAAUCCUUUGGGAUUAUUUUGCUUUUCUCCCUCUUUCUAUUUCAUUGUAAAACUGUUUCUUCUUGUAGAAACUUUUUCAAUGAAACCUUUUUCAUCUUCA
Manihot esculenta (cassava) is the source of this 2885-nucleotide messenger RNA. Its product is annotated as proline-rich receptor-like protein kinase PERK4. The record is from RefSeq and is a predicted model, not a curated record. NCBI's taxonomy places the organism in Eukaryota, Viridiplantae, Streptophyta, Magnoliopsida, Malpighiales, Euphorbiaceae. Gene Ontology annotation, biological process: protein phosphorylation. Gene Ontology annotation, molecular function: ATP binding; protein kinase activity. The coding region runs from base 591 to 2387 and encodes 598 amino acids. The transcript has 9 exons.